Molecule: messenger RNA, 1319 nt
Organism: Scatophagus argus
Lineage: Eukaryota; Metazoa; Chordata; Actinopteri; Scatophagidae
Product: serine/threonine-protein kinase pim-1-like
Exons: 8
Biological process (GO): negative regulation of apoptotic process; protein autophosphorylation; regulation of mitotic cell cycle
Cellular component (GO): cytoplasm
Molecular function (GO): protein serine/threonine kinase activity; ATP binding
Source: RefSeq, a predicted model, not a curated record
GACAUCUUCAAAACAAAUGUCAAAGAAGGUGGGGAAGGACCAUCAGAGACAAGGAGGAGCACACCUGACAUCAACCAGGGUGAGAAGGAAUCAGCAUCUUCUUCAGCAGACACUGACAACGAGAGUAGCAGCAAACAGUCAAACCUUUCAAAUGUAGAGGAGGUGAGCAAAAGGACUGGUAAAAGGAAGGCUGCUGCUGCUGAUGAAGAACAACCACAAGCAAAAAGGAGGAAAGACCUGCCAACCAAGAAGAACUUGAUAAAUGCCCAAAGAGCUGAAUUUGAGGCCAAAUACAAACAGCAGAAUCAGCUCGGCAAAGGAGGCUAUGGAUGUGUGUUUGCUGGCUAUCGCAAAGCCGAUAAUUUACCAGUUGCCAUCAAACACAUCACAAAACAGAAGGGCCAAAAUGGGAAACAGCUCCCAUCUGAGGUGGCAGUGAUGCUAAAACUCCAAGCUGGAAAAACUGGUUUAUCAGGAGAAUCAGCAGCUGUGUCCCUCCUGGACUGGUAUGAUCUGGACCAGGAACUAAUCCUGGUGCUGGAGAGACCAGUGCCCUGUAUGGACCUCUUAAGGUACGUCAGGGGCAACGGAGGUGCUUUACAUGAGGAAAAGGCAAAGAUUAUUCUCAAACAGUUGAUUGAUGCAGCAGUACAACUGGAAGAUAACUGCAUCUUUCAUCGGGAUAUCAAAAUGGAAAACAUCCUGAUUGAGACCAGCUCAGAUGUGCCACGCGUUCGGCUCAUUGACUUCGGACUGAGCUGUUCCUUCGAGAAACAAUCAGUUUACCGUGCUUUCGGUGGUACCCUCCAACAUGCCCCUCCGGAGUGGCACUUUUGUCACUCCUAUCGACCCGGCUCCACCACAGUGUGGCAGAUAGGAGUGGCCCUUUUUGAACUGCUUCACAGAAAAGGUCGAUUUGACACCACAAGGUUCCUCAGACGUGAGCUGACGAUCAGCAAUGAACUGUCCAAAAACUGCCAAGAUUUUUUGCAGAAGAGUUUGAACCCAUGUGACAUGAUGCGCCCCACCCUGAAGGAGCUCCAGCUUCACCCGUGGCUCAGCUAAACUGGCGCAACACCCACAUGCAGUUUUAGUUCAUACCCUCUGCAAUACAACAACUAAUUCUGUUCUCUUUUUUUGAGAAACAGUCAUGCUUGGACUGAUUCAACUGGACUGUCCACCAUAGGGGGCCUAAAGGAGUCUGCAGUUCCUUUAGGCCCCCCGGUCGUCCUCUCUUGCUGCUUAUGAUUUGCGCCAAAAUGGCCAAUUGGCCUUUCUGUGAUAUUAAACUAUAAGCAUUAUAAUUAAAAAAAAAAAAA